ACAUAACCAUCGCAUCAGCUCCAUAAUGGCCAAGUUCCAAGCUAUUCUCCUGCUGGCUGUUCUCAGUCUCUGUGCCGUUUCUGAAGCCCAGCGCCAACGGUACCCCCAGCGUUUGAGUCGCGGACGUUCUAGGUACUCUGCUCGCCAGGAACUAGCCCCAGCGGAUGGCGGCGAUGUGGAUGCGGUGACUCCCUAUCCCUCGGCCGAUGAACUGAAGCCGGAAGUGCCAUUCGACGAGGCAGCCGCAGCCGCACCUACUCCGGAUGCCGUCUACGGGCCACCCGAUGCCGCUCCCAAUGCCGUGCCGGAUGAGGUAUACGGCCCCCCGGAUGUGACAGGAAACGAUCUGCCCGCCGCCGUUGAUAUUCCGGCCGAGCAGCAGGCUCGUCUGGUGGCUGCCAGGAGGGCGGCUAAUUACCGCAGGACCGCCCAGCCGUUGGCCUAUCGCCGCCCCAUUUCCGCCGCUGCCGGACGCCCGGCCAAGUUGAGCGCCGCCCGCUCUACAGUGCGACGUCUCUGAAUGGAAUUUCACAACUGAAUACAUUGGG
Drosophila bipectinata is the source of this 548-nucleotide messenger RNA. RefSeq lists its product as uncharacterized. Lineage: Eukaryota; Metazoa; Arthropoda; Insecta; Diptera; Drosophilidae. The record is from RefSeq and is a predicted model, not a curated record.